Molecule: messenger RNA, 4478 nt
Organism: Tyto alba (common barn owl)
Lineage: Eukaryota; Metazoa; Chordata; Aves; Strigiformes; Tytonidae
Gene: GPR26
Product: G protein-coupled receptor 26
Exons: 3
Coding region: 418-1431 (337 amino acids)
Biological process (GO): adenylate cyclase-activating G protein-coupled receptor signaling pathway
Cellular component (GO): membrane
Molecular function (GO): G protein-coupled receptor activity
Source: RefSeq, a predicted model, not a curated record
AGAGAGAGAGAGAAAGCAAGAGAGAAAGAGAGCACAAUUCACUCGGUGAAUUGCUUGCAAGCUUUGAGCUGAUAAUUAGGGAUCUCAGGAGAGCAGUUUCUCAGAAUAACCUGCUCUCCUUCAAAUGGACCAAAUGGAGACAGUGGUUCAGUCCUGCUGAUAUUUUUUAAUCCCUCCUCACAGUUUGAUGGGCAUUCCCAGUGCUUUUGUGCACGUCUCGGAAAGCGUUGACGUGGAAAGGAGCAGCGAGGAGGGGGAGGUUGGAGAAAAAAACGGCAGCUCUUCUAAAAAUACGGAGGGCAUGCAAGAGCGCGAGCUGGCUGGGGAGGAGGGCGAGGUGAGCGCGCCUCGCACCAUGUUCCCCGGGUGCCGGCGCGACGCAGUUUCGGAGAUGUCACUCCUGUGACUGGACGCACCAUGAGCAUCUGGGAGGUGAUCCUGGCUUUCGUGGUGGUGGUGCUGAUGCUCGUGGCCCUGCUGGCCAACGUGCUGGUGCUGAUGUGCUUCCUGUACAGCGCCGACAUCCGCAAGCAGGUCCCGGGAUUGUUCAUCCUCAACCUCACCUUCUGCAACCUGUUGAUGACUGUUUCGAACAUGCCCCUGACCUUGGCUGGGAUCAUUUACAAGAGUCAACCAGGAGGAGAUCAGAUCUGCCACAUUGUGGGCUUCCUGGAGACUUUUCUCACCACGAACUCCAUGUUGAGCAUGGCAGCUUUGAGCAUUGACAGGUGGAUUGCUGUGGUCUUCCCUCUAAGUUACCACUCCAAAAUGAGAUACAGAGAUGCUGCUCUCAUACUGAGCUACACAUGGUUACACUCAGUGUCGUUCCCGAUAGUGGCAGCUUCUCUCUCCUGGGUGGGUUUCCAUCACCUCUAUGCCUCCUGCACCCUGUACAACAAGAGACCAGAGGAUAGGACACAGUUUGUGAUUUUCACUGGGGUCUUUCACACCCUCAGCUUCCUCCUCUCCCUUAUAGUCCUGUGUUUCACAUAUCUAAAAGUGCUGAAGGUGGCACGGUUUCACUGUAAGAGGAUUGACGUGAUCACUAUGCAGACCCUGGUACUGCUUGUGGACAUCCAUCCCAGUGUAAGAGAGCGUUGUCUAGAAGAACAAAAGAGGCGGAGGCAGCGAGCAACAAAGAAAAUAAGUACCUUUAUUGGUACUUUUAUCCUUUGUUUUGCACCUUAUGUCAUUACAAGACUUGUUGAAUUAUCCUCUGUGGUCCACAUCAAUUACCACUGGGGAAUCAUUUCCAAGUGCUUAGCUUACAGCAAAGUUGUUUCAGACCCUUUUGUGUACUCUUUGCUACGGCAUCAGUACAAGAAGACAUGGAAAGACAUCAUAAACAAGAUCCUCAAAAGAAGCUCCAUCAAUUCCUCUGCCCUCACAAGUGAAUCGCACAAUCGGAAUAUAUUGCAGCUGAAUGAAUGAGGAUCCUGGUAUGGAACCUGCAAGACACAUAAAAUGAUGUAUGGGAAACAAAAUUAACUGGCCUAUCCCUAGUAGCUAUCGUUGGCUGUCAAGGUGUUGGGAGGCCACCACGAGCAGGUUGAAGCCCAGCCCGUGUCCCUCCAGUGGCCCAUGUAACACCUAAGGGAGACAGGAGGCUUUGUACCCCCUGCCUCCGACCAAAAGAGUGCUAUUGAUCUGUGGUCCUGCAGGCCUUGCAAAUACAAAUCUCCCGUUGACUUCCAUCAGCAGUUACACAUAUAUACAGGAUAAAAAGCUAGUCCUCAGCAGAAGGACUUAUGAAAGUAAUGGGAGCAAACCGGUGCCAUCAUAUUAUCCUAAAAAGCUGUAGAGGGAUAUUUGUGCUGUAUUUUUCACUGGCUGCAGGUAACAUUCCCUCCAAUCGAGCUGCCAACCUGGCUUUAUGAAAACUGCCCCAACCUAGUUGCUUGAGUAGGUCCUCUAUAGAAACACUCUUAAUAGGAAAAACUUAAUAGAAAAAUCUUUACCUAGAUACUCAUAAAGUGCCCAAUAUAGCUUUCAACCUCUUCUGAUACCUAUUUUUUGAACAAUCCUGUAGAACUGAAGGAAGAGAAAAAUCACUUUUAAAGUACACUACAGGCUGGAUUCAGCCAUGUCUAUUUUAAGUUUUUAAAAUAACUUUCACAGAAUCCCAUUAAAUUUUUCUCCCCAUUUAACUCACGGAUUUUCUCCCCAUUAAAUUUCAGAAAAAUAAAAAUGUUAGAUAGGAUGGAAAGGUCAGGAUGCCUCCUGCCUACUUUCAAGUAUAUCUGAGCUAUAAAGAGAUGGAUUUUGCCCAAAGCUAUAGAAUUGGGGCCUGUUCCCAGGGGGGGGAAAAAAAAUAUAUAUAUUUUUCUGAGAUAUUAUUAAUCAUGGGAUUUUUUUCUACAGAUAUGUUACUUAAAGUAAAGGUAAGACUAAAGCUGAAUUUAAAAGUAUGAUUUCCAAACCAAGUAGAGCAAAAAUAACAGGCCCCCUUCCCACUAUGAGAGUGCAGCCAAUAAUCUGAAUCCACAUAUGAAUAUGAAAAAUCUCAGGAAGUUUCAGUAUUGAUCUUUAUAGCUCCAGACUGCAGCUCUGCAUAGCAAUGUUAUUAACAUAUACCAUACUAUCAGUUCAGCCUGCAGCUAAAAUAGGCUUAAAUACAAAUAAAAUUUUCAAAAUCAGGACAAUCCUACAUGUCACACUUCCUCAGACACCAUCUCAGUAUCUUAAUUUUUGUAAACAUUGUUUAGUUCAUUGUAAGUACAACUAGAGCAGGUAGAUGGCUUCACAACUGUCACGUAGACAAGUGAUGAUGAAGCCAUCCUCCAGUGACUCAUGAAUAAUUACUUUCCUGGGUAAUUUUCAGUGACUUCUCUCUCAAUUCAGUGAAAACACUAUCAAAUGAGACAAUUUUUAAUGUGUUUUCUUAUCAACUAAGCUGUAGAAUACCAAGAGCAAUAAUUAAUCAGUUGUCAUUUCUGUUAUGAUUUUUAGGAAUAAUCAAUUUCUAAAACGACUUGUGCUGUCCUCAUAAUCCCUCAAAAUUAUAUUCAGGUGAAGAACUAUUGGUUUCAAAUGCUUUACAUUUAUAUUUUAAUUGCCAAAAGACUACCAAUUCUGUCCUUAUUUCUACACACAUUUUUCUCCAGAAAGUGACUUAAAAUCCAUAAAACUACAGCAAGUUAACAUCAGAAAGUAAAUUAGUUUUUGCUGGGUAGGUCAAAAAAGCUUCUGUUCAGUGGUCAUAAAGUACACAGUUUCUUUUGUCAGAGUAAAAGGCAAAUAUAUGCCCAGAUUUUGAAUAGUCUCAGUUAAUUAAGCUUCAUACAGGCAAUGGCAAUUUAAAAAUUAGCUGAAAUACCACCUAUCCUUGCUCAUAUUCUGACUGUCAAUACCAUGUUGAGAAAAUAUGGUCAGGAUCAUAUUGAGAAAAUAAGUCGCUGAGCGCUAAAAAUAUGUGUUACUUUUUAGUUAAACCUCCCAUGUCCCCCAGGAAAAGGGCACCGUUUGGUGCCUAUAGCUCUGCAGAAUCCCGGACAUCAAACAUUAAUGAGCUAAAUUAGUACAUUCCCUAUCACUUAUGCUAAAUGUUCAAUAUCAGUCAUUUUGCAAACAUUAGCAUGCUCCAUUUUGCAAACUCUGCCAUGAAUAUCGGUCUUUUUUUAGAACAGAUAUUAUGGCAACUCCAGUCUCCUUCAUACCUUGCAAAAAACAUCCGCUGCUGAAGUUCUUGGCCAGUGAUUCAAAGCCCAGGCAGGUAACUCACUCCAUGAGGGGCUUCACCCCAAAGUCAGUGAACGUGGGGUGACACCUCAGCUCUGGGUCCGGAGAGCCUUGCCUUAGCCCUCGCUCUGCCAUGGCACUACAGCUGCUACGAACCAUGUUAAUCUAUAAAUUUACAUAGUUACCUGCUAGAUAAAUGGAAGCAUUAGUGUAAUGAAGAUCAACUACUAUGUAAAUAAAAAUUUUCAGAUCAACUAUUAAUUUUAGCUAUAAAGAAAUAAUAUCAUUACAAUAAAACAUACACACAGAUAUAGUCACAGAAUUUAAGUAAGGUUUUACAACAUUGCAUUCAAAAUUAGCCCUUAGCCAGAUUAAAUAGUCUACCUCAUCUAAAUCAUUUUACUUUUUAGGCUUAACGUAAUUUUCUCAGGUGCAAUAGAUAAAACCACCCAGUUCAAUAUUUGUUUUUUAAGAAAUUCAAGUAAUAUUGAUGACUUGAUUGUAUCAGAAUACCAAAUAUUAGAAAGUUGAUUAUUAGUGAGUUUCAAAAGAUAAAAAGCUCUAUAUCAGACUGCCAAACAUUUUACUAAGACCACUUUCAUGUAAAUAAAUUGCAACAGGAUGAUUGUUGAAGUCCACAGCUGUUGUCAACUUAUACAUGGGGCUGCCACCAAGUCAAUGGGAGGUCUGUAUGUCGAUAAACCUAGCUGCAGAAGGAUUUCAUAUUUUAAAUUCAUAUUCAAAUAGAGUAAGACAAUUUCCCAGAAAAAACAAAACAAAACAAAACAAAACAAAACAAA